Tachyglossus aculeatus (Australian echidna) is the source of this 1446-nucleotide messenger RNA. Its product is annotated as tetraspanin-36-like. Gene Ontology annotation, biological process: regulation of vascular endothelial growth factor signaling pathway; protein localization to plasma membrane; protein maturation. Lineage: Eukaryota; Metazoa; Chordata; Mammalia; Monotremata; Tachyglossidae. The record is from RefSeq and is a predicted model, not a curated record. Bases 14 to 904 code for a protein of 296 amino acids. Gene Ontology annotation, cellular component: membrane. The transcript is spliced from 7 exons.
CGUGAGUCAUGUGAUGGGUGACCUCAAUCUCAGCCAAGAAGCUGAGAAGCGUGGGAGUCCAGAAACCCGACACACCACCGCACACUACCUCGAGUACGAAGGCGUACAGCACGGACUGACUCUACCAUUGGCUCUAGGAACCUUUCUGAUGGCGAGGCUGGAUUGUGGGAUGAUAACCUCCAAGUCGGUACUUCUGCUGCUCAGUCUGAUCUUUUUGACUGCAGGGGCAGCCCUUGGGUAUGUCGGAGGGCACUUCAUCACAGCCUAUGAGGACUAUGAUGCCUUCUUCAAGGAUGAACACAUCUUGCUGCCUGCUAUCAUCAUCACAGUUGUUGCUAUCGUGAUGGUUUUUGUUGGGAUUAUUGGCUGUUUGGUCACAAUCAAAGAGUCCUCUGUUGGACUCCGGCUUUUCCUGGUCAUUCUCUUGCUGAUGUUUAUUACAGAAGUAACAGCUUUCAUCUUGGGAUUUAUGUACAGGCAGAAGGUGGUGACAGAGGUACAAAGCACCAUGCGUACUAUCUUCCAGACAUAUGAUGGAAAGAAUCCGGAGACAGAGAUGGUGGAUUUCUGGCAGAAUCAGUUUCAGUGUUGCGGUGUAAAGAAUUAUACUGACUGGACUGUUACUCAGUGGUUCAAUACCACCGGAGGCAACCGUGUCCCUCAGAGUUGUUGCAAACAGGGAUUUAAGAACUGCACAGGACUUCUCAGUGAACCUCAGGAACUCAAUACAAUGGGCUGUGCAGGAAUAAUGGAAUCUCAUAUAAAGGACCUUAUCAAUUACACUAUGAUUGUCGUCUUAGGAUUUGCCAUUGUGAAGUUUUUUGGAAUGCUGAGUAUCUUGGUAAUCGCGUGUAAGAAGAUUGACAAUGGAUACCAGCCCCUGUACUCAGGAGUGUUUGCUUGAACAGACAAGAUGGGAGAAUGAUUCUUCAUCGGAUCCUAGGGCAAAUAAGGCUUUUAGAGAUUAUUCCCAAAUAAAUUGUGCUGAUUCCUAUUAUUAAAUAUUUAAUUAACACUUGGACAAAGAUACUUAUUGCUUUGGAAGGUUUGGGGGGCACUACAUAGUGAGAAAUGGAAUACGACUUGCAGUUGAAAAGUUUUCAUAUACUGCUCCUCAGAUUUCUUACUCUUAAAAUAUUUGAACCCAAGUGCUUUAAUUUCAGAUUAUUCUAAGACUGAGGUAAAGAUUUUCCAGUCUACCACUCUUUCAGUGUAUAAACUGGUCCUCUUGCAAUUUUAAAAAUUCUUCUGGUAUCUCCUCUAUAAUUAACAUUCAUUUUGAAGAGUUUAGUUUUCUUUAAAAGACUAAAAUUAUUAUAGUCAUUAAAUUUGCUUGAAAAUACUGUGAUUGACAGGGGGGGGGGGACCUUCCAGAUAAGUUCUUAUGACUGACUUAAUUCUCUGUUCCAUGAGAAUGUGAAUUUAAAAUACAGUAUUAUGGAUUUU